Lepidothrix coronata (blue-crowned manakin) is the source of this 5307-nucleotide messenger RNA. RefSeq names its product mbt domain containing 1 (gene MBTD1). The transcript is spliced from 16 exons. The record is from RefSeq and is a predicted model, not a curated record. Gene Ontology annotation, molecular function: zinc ion binding. Gene Ontology annotation, cellular component: nucleus. Gene Ontology annotation, biological process: regulation of DNA-templated transcription. Bases 1656 to 3548 code for a protein of 630 amino acids. Lineage: Eukaryota; Metazoa; Chordata; Aves; Passeriformes; Pipridae.
GUCCUUUCCUCCCCUCUCCCUCCUCCUGCCGCGGAGAAAAGUUCCAACCCUCGAUCCCUCUCCUGCUCCGCAACUUCCUCGGGUACUCCCAGCUUAAUUCAGAGUUUAGUUUCCCAGGCUCGUUUUAAACGCUGUGGACUUUUCUUUAAUAUCAGCGCUUCAGAAGUUUUGGAUUCUUUGUAGCCACUUCCCCACUCCCUGCGAUUUUUAUGACCGCUGAUAUUGUGACUUUGUUCUCUUUGUGAGCAGCAGUAAACCCCUGAAACCAGUUUCGCUUUCAGGCUGUUGCUGGAAAUGUUUGAAAUGUUUAAAAUUUAGCAAUCGCUCAAUUUCUGCCCCAGUGUGGCUUUAAAAUUUAAAAGUCCUGCCACAAAGCGUAUGCUGAUUGUGGUAAAAACUCCUGUGCGUGCAAAAGUAAUUUAUUUUAAAACACCUAUUAAAAUGUGGGUGGCAACCGUUGCGAUUUUUCACAUCUAACCCCUGUUAAAACUAAAAGCUGCAGGGCAAGCUCCUGUAUUUUAAAUUAAAAUUAUUUUACAAGUCUGAGAACAUGCAUUUACUUAUUUAUUAUAUUUAACAGUUUGCUUUUGACUUGUAAGGAAUGGAAUAAGAAGGCUGUGAGAGAGUCUAAUCUGGAACAUUAAGUGGGAACUAAAACAAUAUAUUCCUUUUAUUGCCUUUAGAAAGGCAAUAGAACUUGAUAGAUUAAUUGCCUUUACUCAUUGCUUCUGUUUAGGGAUAGUUUUGAGGAAGUGUGCAAUACAGGCUGUAGGGAACCAUGCAGAGGUACAUUCUCUCCUAUGUGGAAGUUACUAUUUAUGCCACAGGAGUAGUUUAGGAGUUGUUCUUGAGAAGACCUGUGGGCUUGUGCAACGUGCCGAAGGAUUUUAGGCUGGAAGUCAGAAUUCCCUUCAUUGUUCCCCAAAGAGCAAGGUACCUGUGGUAGCGAUGAAAACAUGCACAGAAGCUCCCUCUCAUUGGAUUUUAUUUCUCUUACCUUCUAAAACUUGAUUUAAUUUUGCAAGGCUUUUGGUACCUUCUGCAAAACCACUACUGCAUUCCUGCAUUUCCCAGGUAAGUGGGUACGCUCUGGGCAUGGGGGAUCGUUUGCUCAGUCUGGCUCUGAGCACAUGAAAUGAGUUCAGAUUUUGAAGACUUUGGGUUUGGGGUUGGUGGUGUUUUUUUGGGAGGGUUUACACUUAAAUUUGUUGUUUUGUUUGUUGUUCUGUUUUUUAAUGGUAACACAGUGUUUAAAGUGAAGUAUUUGCCUCUUCCAGAUAUUCCUGUAAGGGCUUUGUAGAAACAUAAUGGAGUUUGUAACAGAUUUGCAGUUUUCUCAAAACUCAGAUAUUUCACAUAUUAAUCAUCACACCCCCCUCCAAAAUUCCCUGCUAAUUUGAUAUAUUUUUUUAUGAAAGAGUCUCCCCUCUUGUGUGAAACCCCCUGGGGAAGAGGCUAUGGACAAAACCAUUGGCAAACAGCAGAAACUGGCUUCAGACAAAAUGCUGUCAUACAUAGCAAAUGAAGAGACAGGAAAAAACAUUUCUGUAAUUUUCCAGCAGAGAUUUUACUUAUAAUAAGAGUGGAAGGCACAUUUCCAGAUAGAGACAGAACAUACUUCACGAGUGGAGAGGAAACGCCGAGACUCGUUCGGGAUGUUUGACGGUUAUGAUAGUUGUAGUGAGGACACCAGCAGCAGCUCCAGUUCAGAUGAGAGUGAGGAGGAGGUUGCUCCUUUGCCAUCCAGUCUCCCAAUUAUCAAGAACAAUGGGCAAGUUUAUACUUAUCCAGAUGGCAAAUCUGGCAUGGCCACAUGUGAGAUGUGUGGGAUGGUUGGUGUCCGUGACGCUUUUUACUCUAAAACAAAGCGCUUCUGCAGCGUGUCCUGCUCCAGAAGCUACUCCUCCAACUCCAAGAAGGCCAGCAUUCUGGCCAGGCUUCAGGUAGGUAAACCUCCAACAAAGAAGGCUAAAGUUCUACAAAAACAGCCUUUGGUGGCUAAAUUAGCAGCAUAUGCUCAGUACCAGGCAACUCUGCAAAACCAGGCAAAGACGAAAGCAGCAGCUGUCCCCGUGGAAGGUUUCAGCUGGGGUAACUACAUCAAUAGCAAUAGCUUUACAGCAGCUCCUGUUACCUGCUUUAAACACGCACCUAUGGGGACGUGCUGGGGUGAUAUUGCAGAAGGAGUGCGAGUGGAGGUUCCAAACACUGACUCCAACCUACCUACCAAAGUCUUCUGGAUAGCUGGAAUUGUGAAAUUAGCAGGCUACAAUGCCCUGCUGAGAUAUGAAGGCUUUGAAAAUGAUUCAAGUCUUGACUUUUGGUGCAACAUUUGUGGGUCUGACAUCCACCCAGUUGGUUGGUGUGCAACCAGUGGGAAGCCCCUAGUUCCUCCUCGAACCAUCCAACACAAAUACACAAACUGGAAAACUUUUCUAGUGAAACGACUUACUGGUGCCAAAACACUUCCUCCUGACUUUUCUCAGAAGGUGUCUGAGAGUAUGCAGUACCCCUUCAAAACUUCCAUGAGAGUAGAAGUUGUUGACAAAACCCACCUUUGCCGAACAAGGGUGGCAGUGGUUGAGAGUGUCAUUGGGGGCCGGCUGAGGUUGGUGUAUGAAGAAAGUGAAGACAAAACUGAUGACUUCUGGUGCCAUAUGUACAGUCCACUCAUCCAUCACAUUGGCUGGUCUCGAAGCAUAGGACACAGAUUCAAAAGAUCUGAUAUUACAAAGAAACAGGAUGGACAUUUUGAUGCACCCUCACACUUAUUUAUGAAGGUAAAAGAGGUUGAUGCAGCUGGAGAAUGGUUUAAAGAAGGAAUGAAAUUGGAAGCUAUAGACCCCUUAAACCUUUCAGCAAUAUGUGUGGCAACUAUUAGAAAGGUGUUAGCAGAUGGCUAUCUUAUGAUUGGGAUUGAUGGCUCAGAAGCAGCAGAUGGGUCUGAUUGGUUUUGUUACCAUGCCACUUCCCCUUCUAUUUUCCCUGUUGGUUUCUGUGAAAUUAACAUGAUUGAACUAACUCCACCCAGAGGUUAUGCAAAACUCCCUUUUAAAUGGUUUGACUACCUCAGGGAAACUGAUUCAAUAGCAGCACCUGUAAAGCUCUUCAAUAAGGAAGUUCCAAACCAUGGGUUUCAUGUUGGAAUGAAGCUGGAGGCUGUUGAUCUGAUGGAGCCUCGCCUGGUGUGUGUGGCCACAGUCACCCGCAUUAUCCAUCGGCUCCUGAGGAUACACUUCGAUGGCUGGGAGGAUGAGUAUGAUCAGUGGGUGGAUUGUGAGUCCCCAGACCUGUAUCCCGUGGGAUGGUGCCAGCUCACUGGGUACCAGCUCCAGCCUCCAGCACCACAGUCAUCAAGGGAUAGCCAGUCAAGUUCAUCCAAACAGAAGAAAAAAGCUAAGUCGCAACAGUACAAAGGACAUAAGAAAAUGACUUCAUUGCAGCUGAAGGAGGAGUUGCUGGAUGGAGAAGAGUACAGCUUCCUUCAGGGAGCGUCCGACCAGGAAAGCAACGGAUCUGCCAGCUACUACAUCAAACAGGAACCGUGAGGCAGCUCCGAAGAGUGAGAGGCAGAGGAUUGGUGAUGGGAGAAGAGCCUUUCUCCAAGACUGACUGAUGUUGUUCCCACUUGGAUGGUGCAGUUGGGGUGACUGUGCCUGGGGCACUUUGCUGACUGUAGAUGAGUUAGACUCAGUUCAGAAUUUUUUGGAAGGGCGGGGAAACUAUUUUAGUGAAAAAGAUUUUUCAAUUUAUUAAAAACAAAAAAAAUGGACACUUUUGUGUUGUAUUUGAAGCUUUUGAAAGAAUUUUGUAAUAUUUUCAAGUUCAGAUUUAUUGUGCAUUGUUAACAAGAACUGAAAUUCUAAUUUUUUGGUAAGAUUAAAGUUUAAUUAGCAUGGUUGUGGGAAGUGGUUGGAGGAAGAUAUAGUUGCAAAUACAAAUGAACUGUCAUAACAAAUGAACCUUUUUGGUACAAGUUGGGAGACUUUUAAGACUCUUGUGAACUGCACUGGUCACGCCUCUGUUUUUCAUUGUGAAAAUAAGGCGUUUAAGGCCUAAUUUAGAGGCAUAAAUUGUAUGUGGAAGAUAGUCCUGUAAAGCUCUACUCAGUGAGUAGCCCCAAGUGCAACGGAGCCAUCACCUGAGGAGGAUUUUAACUUUUCAAGAUGUUUUUGUUUAGUUUAAAAUACCUUUUUUUUAUAUAUAAGGUUUUGUUUUUUAAUGUUCCUUAGGGUCUGAUUCAGUGCCCAUUAAUAUCAGUAGCCUUGUCGUCGACUGCAGUGGGCACUGGAUUGGGUCUGCAAAACUCUUGUCUGUACAUGAAUGUCUGUAGUCUUGGAAUGCUUCAGCACAUGUUUACAGAGCCCUAUGCCAAACUGGAACUUUAGAAAAUUCCCUCAUUUGGAAGAUUAGUUUUAGCUCUGAAUUUCGACUGAAGAAGCAGCUUAAAUGGACAGUAACUAAGGACUCCCUUGGUGGUGGUAAGGAGCUUGUGAGUAUUCUUCUGACUAUCUUUUUCCAUUCAGAAAGCCCUAGAUGUUUCCUUACCAUCUUGAAUAUUUAUCUGUGGACAUUGAGAACUGAUGUUCCACGUGGUUUCAGGUGAGCUGAAAGGAGCCAUGUAUUGUGGAUUAAAAAAUGACUUCAGCCUUGCAUAGCCUGCAAUAUUCAUGUCUUGCUGCAGUAGUGUAAUGUGGGAGUUGAGACUUGAGAACAGUAUAAAAUCGUAUAUUUUUCAGUAUAUAAUUCAUAAACUGGAUUUGCUUAUUGCCUGGAAUUCUUGUCUCACAUCAAGUAUUCCACAAGCCCCACGUGUUCACUGUACUGACUUUUACGAGGUAAAAGUCACAUAAAGGGGUGAAAACGAUGACCAGUCAAACACAAGGUGUUUUUGCAGGAGCUCUUAAUAAUUUGGAUUUUCUUUCCAUAUUUUUAACCUUUCAACAUUUUUGUAAAUGACCUCAUUCGUGGAGUUGAUGAGUGAAGUGGUUAAACAGCCCUGCAGAGCUGUGACUAGGAAAAUGUGCAUCAAGAGCUUUAGCUUUUACCAGUAAGGUUCAUUAACUAAACUCUCAGGAAUUAACUGCAUAUGUUCUAUAAGUGCUUCUGGGUCUUCGCAGGUCCCCUUCAGAGCAGUACAAUGAUAUCUGACUCUAGACCAUAAAUUAGGGCUUAAAAAAAAAAAUCCAUCAAAGUUAUUAACAUCUGUGUUCCUACAGCCUAAGAAAUGCUUUAAGGAUACCAACCCACAGAGCCCCAGGAGACCAUUUUUGUAUAUUGUUGUUUGAGCUUAAAAAAAAAAAAAAG